Molecule: messenger RNA, 465 nt
Organism: Miscanthus lutarioriparius
Lineage: Eukaryota; Viridiplantae; Streptophyta; Magnoliopsida; Poales; Poaceae
Source: the annotation of a GenBank genome assembly
AUGCGCCUGCUCAAACCGAAGGAAGCCGCCGCACUCCCGCGCGAGGCCCUCGAGGCCCACAUCUUCUCGCUGCUCCGCGGAUGCCGGGGCCUCCUCGCGCUCCGCAGCGCGCACGCGCACCUCACUCGGCUCCGCCUCCCGCGCCUCACCGCCGCCUUCGCGCUCUCCAAGCUCCUCGCCUCCUGCGCGUCGGCGCCCGCCGCCGCGGCGUCCUUCUACGCCCGCAGCCUGUUCGACCAAAUCCCCGACCCGACCGCCUUCUGCUACAACUCCCUCAUCCGCGCGCUCCCCGCCGCGGGCCCCGCCCCCGCGCUGGCCGUCUACCGCCGCAUGCUGCGCGCUGGGUCCCCGCGUCCCAACACCUUCACGCUCGCGUUCGCGUUCGCGCUCAAGGCGUGCGCGGCCGUGCCGGCUCCCAGCGAGGGGCGGCAGCUGCACGCGCAGGCGCUCCGCCAGGGGCAAUGA